GGUCCGUCGCCAUGUUCGGGAAGAAGGUAGUGUCCUUGAGCUAAAAUGUUUGAAAUUACGUUUAUAACGAUAGUUAUAGUUCGUAUCAUGAGAGUAACGUUUGGUACCUAAUUAGUUAGUAAAUUUUGUAGAUUGUAAAUAUGAUAAAAUUGUGAACGGAUGAUGUACCUUCAACAUGAAACUUAGUGAUAACAUAAUGGCAAUUAUAAGAUGAGCGAUCAUCAGGCAGGGGCUGGACCACAGCAGCCCCCGCAAACUUUGAAUGUGGCUGGGCAAGCAGUGCGACUGCAACAAGUGUUGGCAGCUGCAGGUUCACGAGGGCAACAGUUUGUUAUUACAUCCCAAGUUAGCGUACCUGGUCUCACUCAGGUUAUUCCAACUAUCGCAACAACCAGCGCAGCUCUGCAACAGGCUGGUGUGACACGCAUACUCAAUAUUGCAUCAUCUCCAAGAGUCAACGUGGUUGGAGUGUCACAGGUUCCAGGACGGGGAGGAACAUUGCAACUUGCUGCCAGUAAUGCAGGGAACAGUGGCACAGGUGACUCGCCAGGACGAGGCACAGUAUCACUUGUUGCCAUUGGUCAACCAGCAGCGGUUAAUGCUUCAUCGCAUCCAACUUUAGUCAGUUCCUUGUCAUCCCCACCCCGGCAGAGGACUACUAGUGGUGCUAUUGGUAUUGUACAAUCACCUCCGACACUAGUGUUAACAUCUACACCAAAUUUGGUGCGAACUUCUAAUGGAUCUUUUACCACACCAUUGUCCUCUGCUGCAAAUAUCGUGUCAAGUCCACAGUCCUCAUCCCCAGUGAGAAAAAGAAUGCGACUAUCAGAACUUCAAGAGAGAGCACCACCAAAUGAAGAAAUUGGAACUUUAAGGAAGAGAGUGUUAGAAUACAAGACAGUGCGUAUGCAUGGUGACAGGGAACGGUAUGCAGAACAUGCUUCGGAAUUGUUCUUCUUACAGGCCGGUGGAAACAUGAUGGACUAUCACACUUGGCGUAAACGACCAUCCACUCCUCAGUUCCUACACUUUCUUAGAUCUCAUCGUUUGGAUCCUGAAGACGAUGAUGAAGAUCUUACUUCAUUGUUAUGUGCAGCAUCCACAUCAGGAUCUUCUCAGUCCUCUCACAGUACAGAGCUCAAGAUCCCAGGAGUGGGGUCAACUCCAGUAGCAAUUUCCACGACUCUUCCUCCUACUGUGGCUCAACUUAACCAGCAUGGUGGUACUCCAUUAAUUCUUGAACCUGGAACUCCUACCAACCUCAACAGUGUUACAUCAGGAAUGGGAAGUACACCAGGAUUGAGUAUUGUAAAUGAAAAGGGCUCAGUUCCAGUUCUGAGUCCAUCUAAGCUGAAUAAAUUACCACUAGUGGCUCCCAUGUCCCGGCAACAUACGAGACAACAUUCCAUUUCGGCUGUGUAUGAUACUUCAAUCGGAAGCCAAGAACAAAUUGCGGAGAAAGCAAAACAAGAAGCAUAUGUAAUGCAGAGGAUAACUGAACUUCAGAGGGAAGGUUUAUGGUCUGAGAAGAGGCUUCCAAAAGUUCAGGAACCUCCAAGAGUGAAGGCACAUUGGGACUACCUCAUUGAAGAAAUGAUAUGGCUUGCAGCUGACUUUGCCCAGGAAAGAAAAUGGAAGAAAGCUGCAGCAAAGAAGUGUGCAAGAAAUGUUCAGAAGUAUUUUCAAGAAAAAGCAAUUCAGGCCCAGAAAGCUGAAAAGGUUCAAGAAUUAAGGUUGAAGAAGAUAGCCAGUUUUAUUUCAAAGGAAAUCAAGACGUUUUGGUCCAAUGUUGAGAAGCUGGUGGAGUAUAAACAACAGACAAGAUUGGAAGAAAAAAGAAAAAAGGCAUUGGACCAACAUCUCAGUUUUAUUGUGGACCAAACAGAAAAAUACUCAACUUGGCUAGCUGAAAGCAUGAAUAAAUCUGGUGUGGACAGUGUCAAUCCAAGUGUUCCUGCAUCUGUGAAUUCAUCACGAAUUUCAUCUCCAGUAAGACAGGUUCUCUCUGAUGAUGAAUUUCAACCCAGUCAGAGUUCAACAGAUGAUGAAGAAACAAUUGCUAAGGCAGAAGAAGACUUGGGUGUGUCAGGACACAUUGAAGAAGUUGAAAUGCUAAACAGGGAAUCAAAACUUCCCUUAGAAGAUUUGUUGAAGGAGUUGCCAGAUGAUUAUCUAGAGAAUCGAGAUAAAGCAUUUUCUAGUGAGAGAAGUGAAGUUGGUGAUGACAUAUCAAGUAGAGGCGAUGACGAUGAAUUCACUGUAGCAACAGAUAAGGAGUCUACUGAUGAUGAAGAGACAAUUCAGGAACAGGAAGCUGCUGAAGGGGAUGUGGAUCACAAGAAGGAAUUAGAGGAACUUCAGGCUGAAAAUGAAAUAAGUGUUGAAGAUCUUAUUGCGAAAUAUGGAUGUGGGGGCAGUGCAGAGGAUGUGGAAGAAGAUCUAGAAGAGUCUGAGGCAGAAGAAGUUGAGGAUGAGAUUUCAGGGAAUGAAAGUGAUAAUGAAAGUGAAAAUUCAACCGAAGACGAUGCAGAAAGUGUACAGAGCAAAGAAGUAGACAUUGGCCUAAAAUCUCUAUUAGAUGAUGACAACCAGAAUGGUGAUGAAAUGAGCAUCGAAAAGAAGGUGAAGGAUAAUGAAGCUGCUGGCAAAGGGAUCAGUGAUGUGGCCGCACUAGCUGAAAGUAUACAACCUAAAGGAAAUACUUUAUCUUCAACAAGUGUGGUCACAACAGUUCCAUUCCUCUUGAAGCACACAUUGAGAGAAUAUCAACAUAUAGGUCUCGAUUGGUUAGUUACAAUGUUUGAUAGAAAGCUUAAUGGAAUUUUGGCCGAUGAAAUGGGGCUAGGAAAAACCAUCCAAACGAUAUCACUUCUGGCUCACUUAGCUUGUGAAAAAGGUAAUUGGGGUCCACAUUUAAUUAUAGUUCCCACGUCUGUGAUGUUGAAUUGGGAGAUGGAGCUGAAAAAAUGGUGUCCUGCCUUCAAAAUUCUUACCUAUUAUGGCUCACAGAAAGAACGGAAACAGAAACGCACAGGUUGGACCAAACCAAAUGCAUUCCAUGUAUGCAUUACGUCUUACAAACUGGUCAUCCAGGAUCAUCAAAGUUUUAGGCGUAAAAAGUGGAAGUACCUUAUUCUGGAUGAAGCACAGAAUAUUAAGAACUUUAAGUCACAGAGGUGGCAAUUGCUGCUCAAUUUUCAGACACAAAGGCGUUUGCUGUUGACUGGCACACCCCUGCAAAAUAAUUUGAUGGAAUUGUGGUCUUUGAUGCACUUUCUGAUGCCCAAUGUGUUCCAAUCACAUCGAGAAUUUAAGGAGUGGUUUUCUAAUCCAGUGACUGGAAUGAUAGAAGGAAACUCAGAAUAUAAUGAGAGCCUUAUUAAGCGCCUGCACAAGGUGUUGCGGCCGUUUCUGCUUCGCCGACUGAAGACAGAAGUAGAGAAGCAGUUACCGAAGAAAUAUGAGCAUAUCGUAAUGUGUCGUCUUUCAAAGCGACAGAGAUAUUUAUAUGAUGACUUCAUGUCUCGAGCAAAAACAAGAGAAACUUUGGCCACUGGGAACUUAUUGAGUGUGAUCAAUGUUCUCAUGCAACUGCGUAAAGUUUGCAAUCACCCCAAUCUGUUUGAGGUUCGCCCAACUAUCUCACCAUUCCAGACGGAAGGCAUUACAUAUGUAACAGCUUCUUUGGUUAUGUCUGUGCUUGACUAUGAUCCCUUUAAGCAUGUUGAUUUAUUCAGUCUGAACUUGCUGCUGGUAGAACUAGAGACAUGUCUCACAGCAUUUGUUGCACAUCGAAUCAAGAAAUAUCGUACUCCAAAGAAGCUCAUAGAAGAAAUUGACUCUAUGCCAGGACCACCUCCACGUUGUCCAUCAGGGAAGAUAAAGAUUCAUGUUCGACUUUCCUCUGGCCAGCAGCAGCAGCAUAACGUUGGGACAAGCGGAAGCACUGCUGUAAAUAAGGGAUAUCCUCUUAAUGUUGCCUCAGCUCGUGUUGGUACCUCACCUCUGAUCAGAGCACCAACUGGCCAAGGUGUGACUCUGAGAGUGACAGGUGGAUCUCAGCGGCAGGGAUAUUCAGUCCAACUUGUGCAGCAUCAGGGUGGUGUUAAGGCAAUUCCAGUUGCUACUUUAGGCCCCACUCCACAGCAGCAGACACUGACAGGCGUGCAGGUGAAACAGUCGGAUGGUGUACAGAGGUUUUCUGUACCAGCGGGAUUUGCCCAACUGGUGCAGACUUCAACAGGACGCCACAUUUUACUUACACCAUCCACACAAGUGAUUCAACCAUUGUCACAGAAUCCAGGAACAACUACAGUGAUGACUGCAAGUGGACAUCGGCUGACUGUACUUUCAAAAUCAGUGAGUGGUGUGGCAACAACUACAGUGACAACAGUGAACCGUAUGAUCUCCUCUGGUCAGACUACACCCACGUCCGUGGCUCGGCCAGUAAUGAGGGUUCCUCCUGUCAACAUGUCAUUGGGAGCUCAGACAACCCUGGGUACUCUUGUGAACACGGUGGUAGCAGGAACUAUGACAGUAACAACCACUACCACAGUGACGUCCACGAAGACAUGUACUGCUGUCACCCAGCCUGUUCUAGCUGCUCUAGUCCAACAGUCUCAAAGGAACAAUACCAUGCACACAUAUUCACCAUCAGCAUCAAGUAGUAUAGUGACACGAAAUGAGACAAAGAUAGCAGAACAACAGAAACGGAAACAGGAGUUGCAAGCAGAAACUCACUCUGUUUUUUAUUUGCCUGAAUUAGAAGUUAAGAAGCAGUUGCGGAGGAAAGCAAAAUUAGAAAUGUUGAAUCGAUUCAACAUGCGUCGAUGUGCUGCAUGCCCAAUCUAUGGUUCAGAUCUUAUAGAGGCUAUGAGAAUUGUUGACAUGGUAGACCCUCACCCAGGGGACUUCAGAGGGGCUGGAUAUGUGCAUUGCCUGAAUGCCCUGAAAGAAACCGGCCACAGACCAGAUGGAUUUUGGACACAGACAGAACAUCUCAUGUCUCUAGUUCAUACCCCGCAGCGUUAUGUUAAUGAACUCAGAGAUAUUUUUUCAAGGUUUGUGUUGUGUGUGCCAGCCGUUUCAGCUCCUCAAACCAGGUUUCAUGUGUCACAUCCUCCUCCCUCAAAGUUCUGGGGGAUAAAAAGAACUCAGGCCAUGCUACAACAGGAACUGUCAUCACGUAGUGCUUUACUGCAUCCUAUUGCAAGUGCAAUGGUCACACAGUUUCCAGAUCCUAGGCUCAUUCAGUACGAUUGUGGUAAACUGCAGGUGCUAGACCGAUUACUUCGGCAGUUGAAAGCAGAUCACCACCGUGUACUAAUCUUUACCCAAAUGACUAGGAUGCUGGAUGUUCUAGAAGCCUUUCUUAAUUUUCAUGGUCACAUUUAUUUGCGUUUGGAUGGGACAACUCGUAUUGAUCAGAGACAGAUGCUGAUGGAACGUUUUAAUGCUGACCGCCGAAUUUUUUGUUUUAUCCUAUCAACCCGUUCAGGUGGGAUUGGUGUGAACCUCACUGGAGCAGACACUGUGAUAUUUUACGACAGUGAUUGGAAUCCCACAAUGGAUGCUCAGGCUCAAGAUCGUUGUCAUAGAAUUGGUCAAACCAGGGAUGUUCACAUAUACCGGUUGGUUAGUGAGAUGACUGUUGAAGAAAAUAUUCUGAAGAAAGCAAACCAGAAAAGGCUUCUUGGUGAUCUGGCAAUUGAAGGGGGCAACUUCACAACAGCUUAUUUCAAAAGUUCAACCAUUCAGGAUCUUUUCAACAUUGACAUUGCUGAAAACGAUGCUUCAAGAAGAAUGGCAGAGGUUCUGGACAGAGAUAAUGAAAAAGAACAAAGAAGACAAAAGGAUGAUGCCCAGCAGCUGCCACUGUCACCAAAUGAAGACAAGGUAGCACUGGGUGCCCUGGAGACAGCAUUGGCAGCAGCAGAAGAUGAAUCAGAUGUUCAGGCUGCAAGGACUGCCAAAGCAGAAGCAGCUGCAGAUUUGGCUGAAUUUGACGAAACAAUUCCACUUGAAGAUGGUGAAACUGGUGGUGAACAAGAAAUGAGCAAAGCGGAAUUGGAAGUCCAUAAUCUAAUUCAACAGCUGACUCCAGUGGAGCGUUACGCUAUGAAGUUUGUGGAGGACACAGAAGCAGUGUGGUCUGCGGAGCAACUGGCUGCAGCAGAGGCAGAAAUAGAACAGCAGAAGCGUGAAUGGGAGUUGGGACGUCUCCAAGUUCUCAAAGAAGAGGCAGAUCGUCGUACAAGAGUUACAGAUGAUGAUGAGCAGCUUCUAACUUUCUCUCAUGAGGAUGCACAUAAUCAGGUUUGGGUGUCUCAGAAUGCUAGGGAGCAAAUGCCGAUGUGGUGUCCACCAACUCCUCCACAAGAUGAUAAUGAUGUAUAUAUUGACCACGCAAUGGGCUUCCUAUAUGAACAGACAAUCAUGUCCGAGUCACAGCUUCCAGUUGUGUAUAUGAAGAAGGAACACAAACGGAUCCGAAUGGAUGCAGUUCCAGCUACAGAAAGAGAAGGUCGUCGGCCUAUGAAGAUGCGGAAAGAGGAAUCUUUGUUUGCACCUCGUUCAUUAUUUGAUCGUCCAUCACCAGCAUUAGCAAAGAUGCGCCGAGAUAUGAAGCUGCAGCGAUGCCGUGGUAUUAUGCGUUCUACAUCAACUUUGCCGGGGUUGAAACCUUCAGCCACUGCUAAACCCAUGCCAGAACCUGAGAAUAUGCCUGAAUGGGUCAUACAUGAAGAUUGGGCACUACUUCAGGCAGUACAGGUGCUUCUUGAGCUGCCGCUAAAUCUGAUGAUCCUAUCACCAGGUCAUACUCCAAACUGGGAUAUGGUGGCAGAUAUGGUCAAUAAUGUGUCCCGUAUAUAUCGCUCACCCAAACAGUGCCGCCACAGAUAUGAUACCAUCAUUGUUCCUAGGGAAGAAGGCAAGAUUUUGUAUGAUUCAAAUCCAAAGAAACAAAAGAAGACAAAAGGCAUGUAUAAACUUCCACCACAGACAAAAACGAACCGUCCAAUGAAAACAUCACAGUUAAACAUCCAAGAUAAUAAUGGAACGUACACACAGCUAUAUACACAGCGCUUUGAGACAAUCAAAGCAGUAUCAAAUAAGCGAACACCAACAGUGAGGCCACAGCAGCUUGAGAGUUCCACGAUGAGGAACCCCAAACAUGCAGCUGUUUUAGCAGACAUUGGAAUAAUAUAUGACCAGCCUCUCACUCCCAUAGAAGUGGCUACUCGUAGGGCAGAAAGAAUUGCUAAAGAGAAGCAGAAAACAGCACAGGCAGCUGCAGUACUCUCUGGAGGACAAUCAUUCAUUGCUCCACCUUUACAGCAGCAACAGCAACAAGUGGCAGCAGCUGCAAAGUCUGGGUCCACUGCUUCUGUUCCUCAGGUAUCUGCCCCAUCUGUACCAUCUCCAGGUCCUUCAACCCAGUCAACUGUGCCAAGUUCAGCACCGCAAGCUGUUGUGGUUGGAUUAAGUCAAGCAUCUUCUCCACAGCAGAUUGGGGCCGUAGUAUCAGUUUCUGGCACCACAGUUAUACAAACUGGAUCUGUGGCAACUCUGACACCAGCACUUGGCCGAGUACAGAGACCUGUCACCACUCUUACAGUACAGGAUGUGGUAGCUGCUGCAGGCCAAGUGAGGGCAGUGGCGAACUCUCCAGCUGUUGUGUCAGUUGCUAAUCUUACGCCUGCACAGGUUCAAGUGGCUGCUCAGCGCCUUGCUUCAGCAAACCUUGUGUCCCAGUCUCCAACGGUAGUUACUACUGUAGUUACGAAAGGUGUAACAGCUGGCACUGUGACAGCAGGUGGAAAGACGUUGAACCAUGCUCAGAUUCAGUUCUAUAAGCAGCAGCAACUGCUUCGUCAGCAGCAGCAGCGACUUUUACGGGACCAUCAGCUGAAGGUUCUGCAGGCCCAGUCAGCUUCAAAUCAGAAGGUUUCAGUUGCUGUGACUACAGGAGCAACUAUGGGAAUAGCAACUGUGGCAGGGGUCACAGCUGUUCAGGUCUCACAGGCACAACAGCAGAGAGCACAGUUCAUCAAACAAGCAUCCCCUGGUGGUAAACAAACUGCGAUUGCUCGCACAAUGUCAGAGACAGAAAUGGCAGCAUUGAUUAAGCGCCAACAACAGCAUCUAGCAGUGCAGCAGAAAGCUGGAGGGGCACAGGUAGCUCAAGUGCAAGUUCCCACACAGACAGGACUCACUCCUGCUCAGAUUCUAGCUCAGGCUGGAUUGCAGGUGCAGCAGGCAGGUACAUCUGGUCAGACUCAGGUUGCAACACUAGUGAAGACAGUAUCAGCUCCGGGUGGUGGAGGGUCACCUCAGAGUGUGACUAUCCCUGUGACAGGAAUGACUCUGCCUCAGGUGAAAGCAACAGGUGCCAUGAAGACUGCUACGCCACAACAGAUACGACAGUUGGCAAUCCAACAGCAGCUGUUGCAACAGCGUAAAUUACCACCACAGAAGAUGGCACAGCUCACUCAGGUGGGUGGGAAAGCAGGUGUUCAAGCACAGCUGAUUGUUCAGUCUCAGAAAGCUAUGCCAACUACUAUGACAGUACAGCAGAUCCAACAAGUCAUAAAGCAUGUUCAACCACAGCACAUUGCCCAUGUGUCAGGUGGUCAGGCUGUGUCCCAAGCAGCAUCAGGGAGUCAGGUGAUAUCACAUGCAGUGCUUACUAAAGCACCACAAGUGUCUGCACCUGGCCAGACCUUGCAGACGCGGGUUAUUCCUGUGUCCAGCACACAGCCGUCUCUCAAACAAGCCAUACAGGUGGUUACUGCUUCACCAGGAGUGCGGACAUCUGUCCCCAAUGUAACAAUUGAUUCUGCUGGAAGACCACAAGUUAGUGUCGCAUCAACACUAGCAUCAGCUCUUGCCAGCACCAUCAAAGUGACGCCAUCUGUCUCCACAGCACAGCAGCAUGCUAUAUUGUCACAGGUAAAUGCAGCAUUACAGGGACAGCCUGUGUCAGUGGCUGUACGACAGGCAACUCAGAGUCCUGUCCGCAUCCAGACUGCAGCAAGUGGAUCUCCUCUGGUAGCAGUAACAGUACAACAACCUGCAGGGGUUCAGUCCCAAGGCAUCCCAACAGUGGUAACAGCACAAGUACAGCAGCAACAGCAACAUUCCAUUGCUAACCCUGCCACACAGUCAGGCAACUCACAGGAAGCAACCCAGUGAAACCUGAGCAGAGUGAUUUUUGAAGACAGCCUUUGAAAUGCCGUUUUGCAAGUGUUACAUGUAAUGAAAGUGCUGCUGAUUAGAAGAAAGAUCUGUUUUCAGAAGUGAUUAGACAUUCUACACUUCAUGGCAGAUGAAGAAUUGAUAUUGUUAGUAAUGUGCUUCUAAGAACACAAGCGUGAAACUGUCACCUCACAUCAGGGAUGCUUAUUCCCCUAUUUGUAAUAAAAUGUUUAUAUCCUAGGUAAUCAGAAGGGAUGAUCUCUUUAUGGACAAAACAUGGAUUUGAAGCCAAAGUCUUAAGAAUAGAUAUAAUUUCCAUAUUAACAUGGAAAUGUGAGAUAUAAACACAACUCUAUGACUUUCAGCAUUUAUAAAAUGUUAACAACUCCCUUUGUCAAUUUUGAUCUUGCCCAUUAUUCUGUUAUAGUCACAAACAUUCACACCAGUGUUAUCCAGUGGGUUUAUGUCACUCACAUAUAUGAACAUAUGCUGAGGGUGCUUUACUUUAUUAACAUGUGAAUUUGACUAGGUCAGGUAUUGUGGGGAAGCAAAUCCGCAUACUCUCGACAGGAAUUAUGGAAGGUGAAUCAAUGAAAUGAAAUGAAAUAGUGAACAGUAACUUUCCACUUGCCAGUGUUUAAUGGUUAAUGGGUAUGUGAUGUGGUUUGUAUGUGCGUGUGUAUUGACGUCAACUGUCCAACAGUUAAGUCAGAAAAUCUGAACUGUAAACAUUUUAAAAGUAAUGUGAUGCAUUUUUUGCAGAUAUGUGAAUUCAUGUAAUUGUGUGAAAGAUCAUGCUUUAUGGCUGAUAUGAAAACAUAGCAGCCAGUCAUAACAGAAUGGAAAGUAUUACAUUACUAUGUAAAUAUGUCCGUCGAUCACAACUCUGUACUUCUAACAAAUAACUGACAGCCUCAAAUUGUCAAUAAAGUGAGUUAAUUUAUUAAUA
Molecule: messenger RNA, 10147 nt
Organism: Cryptotermes secundus
Lineage: Eukaryota; Metazoa; Arthropoda; Insecta; Blattodea; Kalotermitidae
Gene: dom
Product: helicase domino
Exons: 44
Coding region: 211-9195 (2994 amino acids)
Cellular component (GO): Swr1 complex
Molecular function (GO): ATP-dependent chromatin remodeler activity; ATP binding; histone binding
Source: RefSeq, a predicted model, not a curated record